CGGCCGCCUCCCCGCUCCCCCAGCCGCGGCGCCCGCCCGCGGAGGACCCUAUUUCGGGAGGGACGCCACAAAAUGGCGGAGCCCGGCGAGACGGAGGCGACCGGCUUCAAGCGGCCGAGCCGGCCGCCGCCAGCCGAACCGGGACCCGGUCCCGGUGCCGGUCCCGGCCCCGCACCGCCAGCCCCCCGCUACGAGGAGCCGCCGUGGGGCUGCCGCCCUCCGGCCGGCGCCGGCUACGGGCUGGAGGUGCUGAAGGGCGGCGUGGUGCUGGGCUCGGUGCGGCUGGAGGGCGGCAGCUGGUUCCUGGCGGGGCGGCUGCCCGGCUGCGCCCUGGCCCUGGAGCACCCGUCGGUGUCGCGGCACCACGCCGUGCUGCAGUACCGCGGGCCCGGCAGCUCCCCCGACGGCUCCGACGCCGCCGGUUUCUACGUCUACGACCUGGGCAGCACCCACGGCACCUUCCUCAACAAGGCGAGGGUGCCGCCGCGCACCUACUGCCGGGUGCGGGUGGGCCACGGGCUCCGCUUCGGCGGCAGCUCCCGCCUCUUCCUGCUGCAGGGACCCGAGGAGGACCAGGAGUCCGAGUCGGAGCUGACCGUGACUCAGCUGAAGGCACUGCGCAAGCAGCAGCAAGCGAAACUAGAAAAGACGAUGUUGGGAGAGGACUCUGACGAGGAAGAUGACAAAGAGGAGAGAAGAAACGAGAGCAGUCAGAACACCGAUAUGAGCUGCUCGUGGGGAAUGGGGGAGGAUGCUGAGGAGGAUGAGGCUGAAGAAAACCCUAUUGCUAUUGAAUUUCAGGACGUACAAGAUGCCUUCUAUAUGAAGGACCCUAGGAAGGCCCUACAGGGCUUUUUUGACAGAGAAGGAGAAGAGUUAGAAUAUGAAUAUGAUGAUCGUGGGCACAAUAGCUGGCUAUGCAGGGUCAAGUUGCCUGUGGAUGAUGCAUCAGGGAAGCAGCUGGUGGCAGAGGUUCUCCAUUCAGGAAAGAAGAAAGAAGCAAUGGUACAGUGUGCACUGGAAGCUUGCAGAUUACUGGAUGCUAGGGGAGUGCUGAGGCAAGAAGCAGUAUCUCGAAAAAGGAAAUCAAAGAAUUGGGAAGAUGAGGACUUCUAUGACAGUGACGAUGACACCUUCCUUGAUCGAACUGGUGCUGUAGAAAAGAAGCGACUGAAUAGAAUGAAGAAAGCUGGUAAAAUAGAAGAAAAACCAGAAACUUAUGACUCCCUGGUCGCAAAGCUAAAGGAAUCUGAAAAUGAGCUUCUUGAGAUAACAGAAAAGCUGAAGGCUUCAGGGAAAGUCCAGUCCCAGCCAGCAGCUCAAGAUUCUUUGGAUGAAUUCAUGACCGAAAUAAAGUCAGGGUGCACCUUAGACAACGUGACUCGAAAGAAACUUCACUUGCGAUCGUUUGAACUGAGGAAAGAGCAGCAGAGACUGAAAGGGUUAAUAAAGCUUGUCAAGCCUACAGAACUGCCUGAGCUGAAGCCCCCGAGUGGGAGUUACAGUCUGGAAGCAGACAGCAAGCCAAAAAAGAUUGCCCUGCCUCUCUUCGGCGCAAUGAAAGGGGGGAGCAAAUUCAAGCUGAAAACUGGAAGCCUAGGGAAAUUGCCUGAUAAGCGUCCAGUUAUCCCUGAAAACUUGUUAAAAAUGAAAGAUGAUGGACCAGAGGAAGAGGAGGAGGAAGAAGAGGAAGAAAUGGAGGAGGAGCAGGGAGUAGAUGCAGUAAACAGCAGAACAUCAGAUGUGGAAAUGAAAAUAACAACAGAGGAAGAAACAGGAGAAGAAGUUAAUGAUCCCAAUGGUUCUACUUGCAAUAAUGAGAAGCUAGAAUCCCUUCAGGAUGGGGUUAAUAUUCUGCCUGAGCCAAAGAUAUUAAGAAAUAAAUCUCAGAUGGGACCCUCGCUAGAGAAAUCUCAAGCAUCUGAGGCAUUGUGCAAGGAACCUGAAGAGACAUCCGAGAAAGCUAAGAAAACUAAUAGCUCAAGCAAGGUCCAACCACCUUUUUUUUCUUCACAUUACCCAGAUGAUGACCCAGACUACUGCAUGUGGGUUCCUCCUGCAGGUCAGAGCGGUGAUGGCAAGACUCAUCUCAACGAAAAGUAUGGCUACUAAGCUUCAAGCUCCAGAAAGCAGAUCUGAGGUUUGAAGGACUGCUCUGCUUCGGACUCUUUAUUGAGUCCACUCGUUAUUGAGGGAUAAAAGAGAUGUUUUUUUCAGACCCAAUUCCAGCCAUGCUGGCUGUUAGCUAUCCCUGUGUGUCCUCUGUUGCUUGUAUUCCAAAUACAUUUUUAAAGAUUCCUGAGCUCACGCAUUCUUCUUUCUCUUUCUUCUGCUAUUAGCCUUGUUCUUUUUUUGUUUAGUGUGAAACCACAGACUUGUUUAUCCUUUUGUAAAUAAAAAUAUAAAAAGUA
Molecule: messenger RNA, 2411 nt
Organism: Cygnus olor (mute swan)
Lineage: Eukaryota; Metazoa; Chordata; Aves; Anseriformes; Anatidae
Gene: SLC4A1AP
Product: solute carrier family 4 member 1 adaptor protein
Exons: 14
Coding region: 73-2112 (679 amino acids)
Molecular function (GO): protein binding; mRNA binding
Source: RefSeq, a predicted model, not a curated record